UGGUCGCUUUCUUCUCGAACCCACGAUUUAUAGUUUCUCUUUCCAUCGCCUUAUCAUUUACUCCACCCCGAACUUUCUAGAAACAACAAAACUGUCCUUCUCUCUUCCUCCCCAUUCUCAAGAUUCUCUAACAUCAACCCUAUCCGAUAGCUUGGUGGACUGGACCGGUGGUUUCUGUUUGGCUGCUGAGAAAAUCAACACGGACGAUUCUUGAGAAAAUUAUCUUUCUUUUCUGUCUAGAAUCAUUAAAACCCGGUUUUGGAGGAUUUGGAUCUGACCCGAACCGAACCGAACCGAAAUGAUGCCGUUACCGGUGGAACAAACCGGCGAAUCACCUGCGGCUGGUCACGGCGGAUCCGUGGCAGGAGGAGGAGAUUUGCAAAGGUUAAUACCAACUCCAUUUCUGACAAAAACAUAUAACCUGGUAGAUGAUCCUUCUGUUGAUGAUAUGAUCUCAUGGAACGACGACGGAUCGACCUUUAUCGUUUGGCGUCCGGCCGAGUUCGCCAGAGACUUGCUUCCUAAAUACUUUAAACACAACAAUUUCUCUAGCUUCGUUCGUCAGCUCAACACUUACGGAUUUAGAAAGGUAGUGCCGGACCGGUGGGAGUUCGCUAACGACGGUUUCAAAAGAGGAGAAAAGGAGCUUCUCCGCGACAUUCAGCGUCGGAAAAUUUCAGCGGCAGCCGGGGGAGUCACCGUUGCUUCAGUUCCAGCUGUAGCCUGUGUAGCGUCGCCGUCUAAUUCCGGAGAAGAACAGUUAGUCUCAUCAAACUCUUCGCCAGUAGCUGCAGUGCCCACGGUUGCGGUGGCUGCUGCUCCGAUUGCCCGUACUAGAAGCUUUACUACGACGCCGGAGGUUAUAGAAGAGAAUGAAAGGCUGAGAAACGAGAAUGCGCAACUGAGUCACGAGUUAACUCAGUUGAAAGGAUUGUGUAAUAAUAUUCUUGCAUUAAUGACUAAUUAUUCUUCCGGUCCAAUAAAUAGUCCGAACGGUAGUAAUAACAAUGCUAAUAGUAGUAAUAAAGUUUUAGAGCUGCUGGCGCUGACAAGAGCGGGGUCGCAUCCGGCGGUGACGCCGCCGUCGUCGUCCACGGUGGCGGUGGAGGAGGAGAUAAACCCUAGGCUGUUUGGAGUUUCAAUUGGAACAAAGAGGAUGAGAAUAGAUGAUGAAGAUGAGAGACAAGAGAGUAGCAAUGAUCAGCAGGAUUCUCAAGAGAAUGAGCUCGGAUCUGACGUGAAAUCAGAGACGUUGGAUGUGAAGACUAGUAGAAAAGAUCAUCGUGAUCGGACGUGGCUAGAGCUGGGAAAAUGAAAUUCUAUCAAGUGUUGUUGAUCAUUGUUGAUUGAUUGGAUAAUGACACGGUGUCUGAUGAUGUGGCAGAUAAAGUGGGAGAAAUGACACGUCAGUUCCGACAAGGGAAUCAAUCUGUUUCCAUCCAUCUGUUAUUUGGCCUUGCGGAUGCUGAAGAGUCAGUCAUUUCCCACACGACUGUAAAAAGUAAAAAAACCAAGAAGAAAUCGUUAUAAAAGGAGUCUCAAAACGGUGCCGCUUAACACAGGAGAUGAGACAAAAUUAUGGUUUUGCUCUUUGACAAGAUUAAGAGAAGAAAAAUAUACUAGAAGCUCGGUUAGUAUAACUUAUUUUUGUUAUAUACUGCGUUUUGAAUGCUAUUAUGAUAAAUUUAAAAUAUUUAAUGAUAUACUAGAAAUAGAUUUAGUAGUA
Molecule: messenger RNA, 1726 nt
Organism: Mercurialis annua (annual mercury)
Lineage: Eukaryota; Viridiplantae; Streptophyta; Magnoliopsida; Malpighiales; Euphorbiaceae
Product: heat stress transcription factor B-2b
Exons: 3
Coding region: 299-1315 (338 amino acids)
Biological process (GO): regulation of transcription by RNA polymerase II
Cellular component (GO): nucleus
Molecular function (GO): RNA polymerase II cis-regulatory region sequence-specific DNA binding; DNA-binding transcription factor activity
Source: RefSeq, a predicted model, not a curated record